Molecule: messenger RNA, 834 nt
Organism: Aspergillus mulundensis
Lineage: Eukaryota; Fungi; Ascomycota; Eurotiomycetes; Eurotiales; Aspergillaceae
Exons: 3
Coding region: 1-834 (277 amino acids)
Source: RefSeq, a predicted model, not a curated record
AUGACAAGCCUAUUAGACCUCCCGCCAGAGAUUAUCCAAGGCAUCUUCACCCUCGCCGACCAGCCCUCGAGAAAACAACUCCGUCUCACCAGCGCCUUCCUCGGAGCGAUCGGCCAGCCGUACGUCUUUCAAACCAUCAGAAUCAAACCCGGGAAAGAAAGCCAGGAGAAAUUCAAAAACAUCCUCAGCCGUCCGCACCUCUCCAGCUCAGUGGCCAAAGUCUGGUUGGACGCCAUCGUGUCGGAUGAUGGGAGCGUCGAGGCCACAGAGUAUUUUGACUCCUGGCAGCGCGAUGUUGUCGCGAAGCUCCACGACCUCCCGCGGCUUCAAAGCGUCGUGCUGCAUUUUGAGGAUUCUAUCGAAGAAGAGGUUUUGGAGACGGAGAUAGCCUGGCUGGACUGGACUUCGAGGCAUACGAUGCAUACCUGCAGUUAUCUUUUCGAGAAGGUUAUGCCGACGCUUGCCUCUUUGCCUGGACUCACGGAGUUGGGAAUCAAGGAGCUACAGAAUAUCGCCAUUACUGAUCCCAGCGUUACUGAAGAUCUUCGCCAGGUGCUAGGGAGGUUGCGGUCGUUGAGGCUCAACGUUGCGCAUGAGCAUACGCGGCAUUAUGAUGAUGAUAUCGAUCUAGAGCAAGUCCACGUCUUCUUUACCACCCUCCCAUUAUGCUGGCUGAAGCCGACGACCGCGAACCUUGAACACUUGACCCUCUACUCAACUCUAUACUUCGGCUUCUACCCCAAAUGCGACCACUCGGCAACUACACCUUCGCCCACGACAAUCAACUAUCCUGGAUCCUCUCGCAUGGCUCAACCCUCAAGGAAAUCUACCUAG